This is a messenger RNA of Somion occarium, 1623 nucleotides long. Lineage: Eukaryota; Fungi; Basidiomycota; Agaricomycetes; Polyporales; Cerrenaceae. The record is from the annotation of a GenBank genome assembly.
GUCCUGCCAAAAUGUUUUUCAUCGUACAAAUUGCUGGAACAUCGAUCGAAACCGCAUGCCGAAGCUUGAAACCUGCUCAGGUGAGCAGAACGUAUGCCAACCAUCGCCGCCACCGUAACCGCCAUAUAAAGUCUUCGAAAAUAGCGGGCCCCGUAUUUUCCUCUCCUUUAAUCCUUCCCUGUUCUCGGUCUAUCUGCUGGCUACCAUGGCCGAUUUUGCGAACAUGGCUCAGGUUUGGGAUCUCAGCGGGUUGCGCCCAACUCUGGGGGCCGUUUUAAUAGGAAGUAUUGUCAGUGUCUUUCUUUCCGGCUCACUUGCAAUGCAGGUCGCCCUCUAUUACCGAAUAUACCGCAAGGAUCACUUCAGGUUCAAGCUUACGGUUGCAAUGAUAUGGUAUGUUUCGAGUAGAGAAAAUCGAAGCACAGAGAAAUUAACUAUGGCAAAUUGGCAGUACCUUAUCGACAACUUCGGGAACAAUGAUAUCUCAGACACCAUUGUCUGGACCGUUGCCGUUACCAUCGCCUUAACAGCAAUCAUUACGUUCUUCGUCCAUUGUUUCUUCGCACAUCGAAUUCUUGCCCUAAGCAAACGUAACUGGUUUAUCACCGUACCUAUCGUUGUUUUGGCAAUCCUACGACUAGCAUUCGCUCUUGUGACGACGACGAAGAUGAUCACCAUAAAAACCUACUCCGCUUUCAUCGUCAAAUUUAGCUGGUCAUUCACGCUUGGCCUUACACUUGCGACUGCUGUCGAUAUCAUGAUCGCAGCCGCUCUCUGCUGGUACCUGAACAAGAGCCGAACAGGGUUCUCUAGCAUGGACAACAUCAUUGAUUCGAUCACGCUGUAUACACUUGAGAACGGACUUCUGACUUGUGUCACGACGGUCGUCUCAUUGAUCUGCUGGCUGACAAUGCCGCACAACCUCAUCUUCCUUGGACUUCACUUCGCGAUCAGUAAACUCUACUCUAACGCGUUUCUUGCUACAUUGAACGCUCGCAAGGUGCUUCGUGGCCGCUCGCAAGCGUCAAGUGAUCGCGAGUUGCCAGUUCUAUUCCCAGAGAACUUUACCGGUAGCCGAUUCAGUCGACGAGAGGUAUAUUCUCGUCGUGCUGAGAUCGAUCCAAUUACCACCAAGGUGCAAAUCAAUGUUGAGAAAACAAUCCAGCACGACGGUGAGGCUGACCCGUCGGAUGUCUCAAACCCGUCACGAGCGGAAGAAGCCAGUCUCAAGUUACCAGGAGCAAGCAAUACAGUCUAUGGUCUAUGACAGAGUCUUUCUUUUUUUUUUGCACAAGCCAAGCUUUGUAUGACGUUCGUUUCAUGUUACCCUAUUGUUUUACCUAUUACUUUCAUUCUUUACGGUCUAUUUAGCUCCUUACGGAGUGGGGGAAGAUAAUCGGGUGCAACAAUUGUCGACUGCUGAGAUAAUAAGUAUAGGGUUGGCUUCAUACGUACACCCUGCUUGCUGCAAAACACAUGCUAACAAUUGGGAUCGGAGAAUUGAGGUAAUAUUGAAAGAGGCGUUGGCGCGUAGAUAGACCAACGACACUUCAAGGCUACUGCUGUCGCAAGUCGCUAUAUGGGUUACAUGAUAGAAUCAAAAAAUAACCUUUCUCAUUCAUC